Messenger RNA from Cuculus canorus (common cuckoo), 9666 nucleotides. It is a transcript of the gene ZBTB38, whose product is annotated as zinc finger and BTB domain containing 38. The coding region runs from base 3703 to 7311 and encodes 1202 amino acids. The transcript is spliced from 2 exons. The record is from RefSeq and is a predicted model, not a curated record. Gene Ontology annotation, molecular function: protein binding. Lineage: Eukaryota; Metazoa; Chordata; Aves; Cuculiformes; Cuculidae. Gene Ontology annotation, biological process: negative regulation of transcription by RNA polymerase II; regulation of cytokine production; regulation of immune system process.
CAUGCAUGUGUGUGUGCAUGUGAGUGUCUCUGAUGUCUGCGUGUGACUGAGUGUCUCUGUGUGUAGUGUGUCUCUGUGCAUGUCUCUGUGCACGUGCGUACGUGUGCAGCGUGUGCACAUAUGUGUGCAUCUGUGUGUGUGCGCGUGCAUGUGGGUGUGGGUGACAUUAAUUGUUGUUGUAAGCAGCCGGGUUGUGCGGUGCCUGGCUGCAGAGGCAGGGCCUCACGGCUGCUCCCAUCGCUGCAUAAAAGGCACCAGCCUGCCCUGAUUGAUACAGGAAGGAGUUCCUUUUACAAAAAGUGGAAUAUUUUGAUUUAAGCUAGAGUUCAGUUCAUCCAAGUAACUGUAUUUUUGAAAGUUAGACAGAAUGUCCCUCUGAGAGCAUGUUUUUUUAUAGCAUGUUGUUUUCGAACAGUGUUUUUCCAGACACUGUUCUUUCUUUGGAGAUGAUUACGUCUUGUGUUAAGUACGAUAUGUGGCGUGUUUUUCUAUAAUCACCUCUGUUUGCAGUCUUUCCCUGUCUCAUACAAGGUCAGGCAGAGCUGGAGCCAGCUCCAAAUUAGGAAGAGACCUGACUGUUGUGAAGUUCAUAAUGACAUUAAAAUGAGUCCUUGGAAAGUAAUAGAAUAUGCAUAAGAUUUCUGGAAAAAUUUAUAUGCACGCACAUAAGUGGGAAAUAUGUUCUGGAACCAGUGUUUGUAUCAUUGCACGUGGAUGGAGAUCAGUGCCUCGUGUUGCCCAGGCCUGAUUAAAGGGUGCUCGCUUUCUAAAACUCCAAAAUGAGUCUUAGAGAGUUUAUUUGCAUUUUUGGUAUCACGAGCACUGAUAAGGUUGUGAAGGCUGUUCUCCAUCUGAUGAGAAAUAAAAUAGGAUGCGACGAAUGAGACUUCCUCUCUUUUGAGAUGCCACCUGAAGUCCUGUGCCCAGUUCUGGAAUUCCCAACAUAAGAAGGACAUGGAACUGUUGGAACCGGUCCAGAGGAGGCCAUGAAGGUGAUCUGAGGGGCUGGAGCACCUCUGCUGCGAGGACACGCUGAGAGAGUUGGGGUUGUUUAGCCUGGAGAAACGAAGGCUCUGGGGAGACCUUAGAGUAGCUUCCAGCACUGAAAGAGGCUCCAGGAAAGCUGGGGAGGGGCUUUUUACAUGGGCAUGGAGUGACAGGAUGAGGAGGAAUGGCUUUAAGUUGGAAGGGGGAAGAUUCAGAUGAGACAUUAGGAAGAAAUUCUUCACGAUUAGCAUGGUGAGGCACUGGCCCAGGUUGCCCAGAGAAGUUGUGGCUGCUCCAUCCCUGGAGGUGUUCAGGGCUAGGCUGGGUGGGGAAACAGGCUGCAAAAAAUGACUGAAAGUCUAUAAUGUGCACGAGGCUGUAACAAGUGGAAAAGGUGAGUGUUGUGUUUUAAUAGGGAAGGAUGCAUGCAGUGAGAAUCUAAAAGAGAAAAAAUACAAAUGUGGAAAUAGUGUGUAGCUAUGUAGACUGGAGAACUAAGCUAUAGGGCACUGCAAGCUAUUAAACAUAAUUAGACAUCAUUAAAACGUCCCUGCAUGCCUGAGGCUGUGGAGACUGAAGGGAGUAUAGUCAAGGCAGCCCUGCGUAGCCAUGCUGCCCAGACAGGACUGGUGAAAGGAUGUGGUAAAAAAUGAGCUGCCAUCAUAAAAGUGAUAGUUGAACAGCAGGUUUCCAGGCAGGCACGGAUCAGGACAAAAGAGCUGGAGGGCAUGUGGUGUGUGUACUUGGUUUUGUUUGGGUUUUUGUUACAUUUGUUCGUGAUGCUCUAGAACAAAAUAGUGCCCUUUAGGAGAGUUUGGUACAGCUGAACGUUCCUUCAGGCCAGAUACAAACCAGAGACAGACUUCAGAAUAUGUUAAUAGAGUGGAAUGAAACUGAACAUACGAAAAUUAUGGAGUUAACAUGCUUGCAUAGUGGUAUGUUGGUAAGUAUCAGAAAACAUCAGCAUCAUUAAAAUCCCAGUAGAAAUGUGUGGAAUAGGAAAAGAGAGGAAGAACUGUUAUGUUAGAGUAUCCUCCUGGUUUUGUAGUAGUGACUGGCCCUAAGGGUUUUUUUGUGUUGAUACCACUAGCUUGUCUUUCAAAUUUAGGUGACCAAAAUGGAAUAAAAGACUCUUUUCUCACAUGUAAUGCCUAGCACUGAGUUUAAAAAGUUUAGCAAAAGUUAAAAACAGUAUUCCUAUAUUGGAAUCAUUCUCUCUGGUAGUAAGAAAAUGUUGUAUUUGUUAUGUUUGGUAUCAUUGGCCAGUAAAACUUCCUGUAACCUCUUUGCUUAAUUCAAAGUAAUAUUAAUGUAAAAAUUAGCAGUAGCUUCUUCCCUUUGCUGUGUCCAUGUAGAGCUGGCUGCUCUGAUAUUUGUAAUCAGCAGUGUCAGCUUGAGGCAGAAGUAGUCAAAUUUGUGUUUGGAUGCAUCAGUCUCUGAUCUUUCCAUUAAUCUUUAAUAGAACUUCUUUUCACUUAUGUUUCUUAGUAUUGAGUUGAUGGCAUUCUGAAGAGGGCUCAAAUGGGCUUUGCUGUGUUUUAAUGGAAAAUAUUUGAUAGUAAUCUUAAUAAUACAUCUGAAAAGUUUGAUCUCUUCGAGUUCCUUUGGAAACCGAAGAGCAGGUUCUCCUUUUGCAGUAUGAACUGCAAAUAGAAUGAAAAAUAGUCCUAAAAUAUUCCACCUAUGUGUGUGCUAGGUAGAGCAUUCCAAUUUUAUAGCAUUUUAGACACAUUUUUCACCAAUGCAAGAAGCAAGGCGGGUAAAGUGAAAGGCCGUAGAGAAUCAUUACACAAGAAUAAAUGGACUAUUUGGGUAAUGCAUAGGUGGAGAGAGAAGCAAAAAGAGUUGUUCUGAAAAUCAAUUUGCUCUGGCAUUUUUCUCUAUAUAGUCUAUAGCAGAUGGCUUUGCACACAGCAAAAAUCUGAUUGUCCAACCAGCAAAUUAUAGUUUCUACUAUUUUUACACAAGGGAUCAGUUUGGUGUUCUACUGAGCAUACCAGGACAUCCAGGAGUACAAAACUGGCAAUCUGUGUACAUGGGAGCAGAAAUGUGAAACAGUCGCUUUUCUCCUGAGGACGAUGAAUUUUGAAAUAACCACUGAAUAUUGAGACUUCUACCAAAACCGCUGGGGUUUGUAGGCCUUGCUUAUAAAUGCCUCAUAGUGCAGAAGUGGCGGUCUGAUAUAUUUAGCAAACAGCAUGUCAGAUGAUGCGUCUUUGAACUAAACCCAGCUGUCUCCAAUAAAGAGCGAGCAGAAAGGCAGGCGGGUUCCUAUGGGGCACUUCGCUGGGAGGUAGAGCUGACAUCGCUUAUUUCCUAUACUCAGGAAAUAACUCUGUCAAUAGCUCCUGUUGUGAAAUGGUUUUGAUGUCUGACAGUUGGUUUCUAGUACCACAUCACAUGAGCAAAUCAGAUGUAAUCUCAGACAUUGUCAAUGAGAAAAAAGAAUCAAUUAUGGGAUAGCGGCUGCUUGCAUGAAGAAAAGUGUUCUUGCCAGUGAUAUUUCUGUAGAAGAAUCGAUCUGCUAGAAGAUCAGAUACCAAACUGCAGCAGAUACCCUUCCUAACUACUAUGAAUUUCAGGUUAUCAUUCCAAGUUAAUAGAUAUCUCUUUUUUUAAGCCAAAUCAGUGUAAUAAACACAUGAUGAACUAUGAUUUUAAGAUUUAAAGGCACAAAACAAUGUACCUGGAUUGACAGCUGCUGUGAGUGACCAGAUGACAGUCAUGUCCCAUUCAAAGGAUUUCAAGGACGAUUUCCACAGUGACACUGUGCUUUCUAUUUUAAAUGAGCAGCGCAUUCGGGGUAUUUUAUGUGAUGUCACCAUAAUUGUGGAGGAUACUAAAUUUAAAGCCCAUAGCAAUGUGCUGGCAGCCUCAAGCCUUUACUUUAAAAACAUUUUUUGGAGUCGUACUAUCUGUAUUUCGGGUCACGUGCUGGAGUUGGAUGAUCUCAAAGCUGAAGUGUUUACAGAAAUACUGAAUUACAUCUACAGUUCCACAGUAGUUGUUAAAAGGCAGGAGACUGUAACAGACCUUGCAGCUGCAGGGAAAAAAUUGGGAAUAUCAUUCCUAGAAGAUCUUACAGAUGUUAAUUUUUCAAGUUCCCCCUGCCCCUACGCAUACUGUGUUAGUGAGAAAGGGGCUGUCAAAGAGGAGAAACAUGAAAAGAGACAUGAAGACUCUUCUGUGACGAAUGGACCACGAAUUACAAAUGCAUUCUCGAUUUUUGAAACAGAAAACAGUUUGUUUUCUCCACUUGAUUUACGGGCAAGCUUUAAAAAGGUAUCUGAGACAGUACAGGCUCCCAGCGUCAGCCUUGACAGAAGUGACGUUUGCAAAGAAGCUGAGCCAGCCAGUACGCUGGCCGAACACUCCUAUGCAGUUUCUUCAGGGGGAGACACUUUUCAAGGAACAUCUUUCCUUGAAAAGGACAACAGCCCUUCCUACAGGGUGGGUGAAGACCACUAUGAAAAUCUCCAAGCCACGCCACUCAUUCAGCCAGGAAAACAAGCAUGUAGUACUCCCAAGACAGCUGCUAAGCCCCAAAGUACGGGUUCAGCUAUAGCAAAAGCACCGGCCUCUACAGUAACCACUACAGAAGCCGAGCAUGAAACAGUUACUGAUCAGACAACUAUUUCCUUUCCAAAACCUCAAAAUAAAGCAGGAGAUUUCCAUUCACCCAGAGAGGAGGUAAACAAUUCUGCUAAUGUCGCUAAUGUCUCUGGAUCCAUCGCUAAUGUCUCUGGAUCCGUGGCAACUGUUGUUCCACCCGUUUACAACUGUGACUGUUGUACAAAAUCAUUCAGUGACAGGGCGUUACUCACUGCUCAUCUUCAGCUCCAUUCGGAGCACCAGGAAACCUUCAUAUGCAAAUACUGCAGCAAGCAGUUUGCGAAUCGAAAUAUAUUGGAAAGUCAUGAGCAAGUCUGCAUGCGAUCAAGUAGCCUGUCGGCUAACAAUGGGAACGAACAAAACUUUCCAGAUGACUAUACUGCAACAGAGGGAAGGAAUGGAAGUUCAUAUGCAAACACAGAGCCUCUGUUACCUGAAAACAGCAUCACUGAUUAUUCUAAUGCAAACUGCACUUUACCUGAAACAGAUCAUUUGGUGAAAGUCGUUGAUGGGCAGAUAUUAUACACUUGCAUUGUUUGCAAGCGUAGUUAUGUGACAUUGUCCAGCCUUCGGAGACAUGCAAAUGUGCAUUCAUGGAGGAGAACCUAUCCUUGUCACUACUGCAAUAAAGUAUUCGCGUUAGCUGAGUAUCGCACCAGGCAUGAGAUCUGGCACACUGGAGAAAGGCGGUAUCAGUGCAUUUUCUGUCUGGAGACUUUCAUGACUUAUUAUAUCCUAAAAAACCAUCAGAAGUCUUUCCAUGCAAUUGACCAUCGUCUCUCAGUAAACAAGAAGACAGCCAACGGAGGCUUAAAGCCGAGUAUGUACCCAUACAAACUUUAUCGACUUCUGCCUAUGAAGUGCAGGCGACUGCCUUAUAAGUCCUACCGAAAUUCUUCAUAUGAAGGUGUUCCAACAAGCAGCCAGGUUAACGAAGCCACUCCUACUAACUGUUUCAUUCCAAGUUCUCUUAGCUCUGAGCUACCACCGCUGAAUUUUCAAAGUAAUGUAAUAACAAGCAACAGAACUCUUGCCUUGGAUACAUCUGCAUGUAAGGAUACAGCAUCUUCCACAAAUACUCAGAAUUCUUCCUCUUGGGGAGUAGGUAUCUUAAAUUCUGACCUGCAAAGGGACUUUUUCACAGCUGAAAAAAGAGCGUCCACUGCUGCAAAUGACUCUGGUUCUCAGGAGUGUGAUUCCUCAGUUGCAUCUUUAACUAAUGCGAAUGAAAAUUCAACCUCUGUCAUCAGUUACAGCAGUUCUGCACCCUCUGUUAUAGUGCACAGUAGCAGAGUUUCAUCAGUAAUAAUGCACAGUAAAGCAGUCACUUCUGUAGAAAACAAUAAGACAGAAUCUUCAAAUAAUCUACCCAGUCAGUCUGUAAGUGAUGAUUGUAAAUAUGGGUCACAUAAUGAUGAGAAAUGCAUUACAAAAUCAAAGACUAUUAAGGAGAAAAAGAAAACACUGGUGUAUCACAGAGCAGAAACAACUGAGGAUACGCAGCACGUCACAGGAUCUGGAGGUUCAUCUGGCAAAACAACAAAUACAGUCCAAGAAUCAAGUAAAACCGAAACGUACAUCGCAAAGCCUGCCUUACCCGGAACAUCUACUGACAGCAAUGUCGCACCUCUAUGUCAAAUAACAGUAAAAAUUGGUAACGAGGCCAUUGUAAAAAGACAUAUAUUAGGAUCUAAGCUGUUUUGUAAAAGGGGCCGAAAAUCUAAACACGAGUCCAAACAGGACAAUCUCAUUGAGGAAUCAGAAAUGGAGGUAAAAGAAAGAAGCCCAUCCAGGCUCUAUACCUCAGAGUGCCUGGAGCUGACAGAAAUGUGUGAUGAUGUAAGUGACCAGGACUCCAGUGACAAACCCUGGAGGCCCUAUUAUAAUUACAAACCCAAAAAGAAAUCCAAACAGCUAAGAAAAAUGAAAAAGACCAAAUGGAGGAAAAAGCAUGGAAGCAAGAAUGCCGUUAUGGAAAGCCCCAACACAUGCAGUCGAGAGUAUACACUCAGGAACACCUCUGAGGAAAAGCCAAUCGGUCAGGAAGAGAAUGCAGAAAUGCCUAAUCUUCAUUGUGAGCUCUGUGAAAGAGAUGAGUCUUCCACUGCAGACGCUCAAGAGCAUGUACACUGGCAUGUAGGUACUUCAAAGCCUUACAUUUGUGAAUUAUGCCAAAAACAGUUUCAAAGUCCGUCCACUUUAAAAAUGCAUAUGAGGUGUCACACUGGGGAAAAGCCCUACACUUGCAAAACCUGUGGUAAAUGUUUCUCAGUUCCUGGGAAUCUACAGAAACACGAACGUAUCCACCUGGGCGUCAAGGACUUUGUCUGCCAAUACUGUAACAAGGCAUUCACUUUAAAUGAAACGCUCAAAAUACACGAAAGAAUUCAUACUGGAGAAAAACGCUACCACUGUCAGUUCUGCUUUCAGAGCUUCUUGUAUCUUUCUACGAAAAGGAAUCAUGAGCAAAGGCACAUACGUGAACAUAAUGGGAAAGGGUACGCUUGCUUCCAGUGCCCCAAAAUCUGCAAGACGGCAGCUGCUCUGGGAAUGCACCAGAAGAAACAUCUGUUCAAAAGUCCAGGUCCACAAGAUAGAAAAGAACAGUUUUGCAAUGAAAGCACUAAACUUUUAGAAAGUCCGCAUUUCCUUGGCUCAGAAGGAAGUGAAGUAAAAAACAUACAAAAUGUAACUCCAGAAGUCAUACUCUGAGUGAUGGUUGUCCAACAGAGAAGAAAAAUCUGAACCUGUAUAUUGGAGAAAACACAGCUGCAUUGAACUGGGAAAAGCCUCCCUUAGGUAUCAUCUACUAGGAUCUAAUUUCUUCAUCUAUGUGUGUCAAUAUAUGCAAAGGAAGGAAAAAUAACACAGAAAAGAAAAACCAGUGUUUGCAAUAAUACAAACUUAAUGUGAAAGGCCCAAAAUGCUUUUGCCACAAUAGACUUCUAACACAGAAAGAGAGAAAACAAGAAAAAUAUGACCAAUCAAACCCCUUCUGCUUGGCAUUACGGGAAACGAGUCACGGAACUGUUUUGCAGUGCUGGUUUUGAGUCAGAAUCAUUGUAGGCAAAAUAAAUAGGUAGGUUCACAGUGUACUCUGUAGAAGGAAUUUUUGCUGCAGAAACCAUAUAUUGCAUUUUUUAACAAGUAAUGUCUUUAUAAACAAUAAUUGUUAUUUAGUGUAUUCUAAAGUGAAGUUGGGAAGUGUUUCAUGAACUUGGGUAUGCUGAAGUACAGUUGAGUUCUAGUGUGCUUUUCUGUAACUCAACAUUUACAGAACAUAUUCAGGAGUUUAAACCUCUUCUCCUUUCCGUAUUCAGUUUUGUAGUUACCAUAAUAACCGUUAAGUCUGAGUGCUUGUGUGGAAAGUAUUCCAGAUCUAUGAUAUCUCUGAGACAUUUAAUAAAGAUUCAGUGGAAUUCUCAAUAGCCAGUCUUCCAAACUGCCUAAAUCCCAAUGUCUGUGGCCUGGGAGAGCUAUUCAGCUGCAUUUGUCUGAAGAAAAAUGUUCUCUUGAAUCAGCCUAGCUUAAAGGGAUCCUGUAUAUAAAUGUACAUCUCCUGGUAAGGCUGCAACUCCUGUCUUUUAGAAACACCAUUGUUCUCAGCAGAAGAAGAGGAGAUCUAGACAAGAGUCUCCCUCCUCAUCCUGGAAUAAUGCCUGGACCACAAAUGAUGGAGCAAGUCCCUAUAAAUACUUUUAUUUCAGGAGGAGUAGGUAAAUACUCAGAUUCUUGCUUCCAUGUGUAUUUCUGAGGCAGUCCCUCUGUAUAAACAGGGAUAGGGCCAGUUUGCAGGACUCCCUGCUGUCCCCUUGCCCUCAAUAAGACAGGUAACCUUCAUGUGCCCCUCCUUAGUGAUCUCUAAGUGUGCCAGCACAUUGCCCCAAGCAGGCGUCAUUGCAGCGGCCCUGCACCCAGCAUAGCAGGCCCAUAGCAGAGAGGAGCCCGGAAGGGGUUGCUGGAGGAAGAAGACUUGGCCUUUCUGCCUCCCUAGUCCUGCCAUGCUGAAGGGUUAUGGUGAGCCUUACGGCUUCACAGUUUGCUCAGAAUCAGGAGAACAGGCUUCUGAAAGACGUCACCAAAAUCUUACAGUUAAUAUUAUUUUGUGCAAAUGUGAUGCGUUUCAACAGUUGAAGAGAUUUUUACAAAGCCCAAGAGGGUGUAUGUGUACAAGUUGCAGUUUAUAUGGUAGGGCUCUGUUGUACUGUGUCUGCAUUUCCAAUUAGUUGUGUACAGUCAUCUCUAUGAAGUGUUAAAAAAUUAAGUUGGGACAAAGGUUAGCAAACCUCAACUUCAUUCUGUGUGCAAAUACAGUACCCAGUUUGUUUACUUACUUCGUCUUCUUGAAUAUUUUAAAAGAAACUAUAGCUUGGGGACAAUGAAACUACAGUUGCAGUGGUAAUACAGUAUUGAUUGAAGUAACGAUACAGUCCACUUAUUUAUUCUAUCAUUGGUGAAUGCUAUGAAGCCCUUGAGAAACGUUGGUUUCGUGGCAGCUUUGGUUCCAUUUAAGUAAGGAUGAUGGAAGCAUAAACACAGUAAAGUACGGUGAUGUUUCAAAGAAAGUACACGGAGAUAACUUCUAAGUGGACUUGUAUGAUGAUAAUUAUAGACCAAAGCAAAUAAGGUAGAAUAUUUAUAAAUAUAAAGAUAAUUUUACAAAUAUUUUAUAUAACUGUAUAGUUCAUAAGAAAAAUAUUGGUAGCUCGUGUUAGGUUUGGGGAGGGUUUGUAUAUUUUGAUAAAAACACAAUGACUUUGUAACUCUGUAUAUUCUCUACAGUUUAUAGCAAAGCAGUUUUAAGAUGGCAAUGUCAUGUUUAUAGUUCAGUUGUGGCACUUUUACUACAAGUAACACAUUGCAGUAAUGAGUCAAGUAUUAAUGACCAAAUUAGAAUUAAAGUAAGUGUAAGAGAAGGUAAAUACUGUAUGUUGUCAAAGACUGUAAUUUGCUGCAUAAUCACAUCUGUCUUUUUGUUUAGAAAAAAUAUUAAAUGCAGAUGUUAAGGAUUGAUAAAGAGUCUAAUUUUAUUUUUAGAAAGAGUGAUUAUAACUCUGUUUUUGCUUA